CUAAAGUUAUCGAUAACAACUUGUGUUUGCUGAAAUUCGGCAAUUUUGUAUGAAAUAGUGUUUAUUGUUUAUUUCUUUACUGCUAAAUUAGUGCAAAAUGCGUGAGCAACCACUUAAGGAAGUCACACAGCUCAUCCAUGCCAUCAAAAUGGGCUUGGUCGAAGGCUCUUACAACAUUACCAACAAGACGCUGGAUAUCUUCAAAUAUAUUAUUAUGAGCAAAAGCUGGCACAGUGCAGACGAGCUAAUGCGAAUUGUGCGCGCACAGUCGCGCAUAUUGCAGGCAGCGCUGCCACAGGAGACAGUCACCUCAAAUAUUGCUCGACGCAUAUUGAAACUAACGCGCGAAGAGUUUGAUCUGCUGCAGGCCAAGGUGCAGCAUUUUGCGGACGACUCCCAAGCAUCGCUGUCGCUGCACAAACUUGUCACACAGACAAGCGAAAGCAACGUCAGCGUGGACUAUUCACUGCCGCAGCAGGGAUUACGGGAAGCGUUGCUCGAUCAUCUGCAGGAAGUGGAAACAGAACUGGACACCAGCUCCGAGAACAUAAGUGUGCAGGCUGAAGAGCAUAUACACUCCUCAGAGAUUAUACUAACACUGGGGCAUUCACGCAGCGUGGAAAACUUUCUUAAGCGCGCAAUCAAGAAGCGACAAUUUCUAACCAUUAUUGUGGCCGAAUGCGCGCCAGCCUGCAGAGGCCACAAUCUAGCCGCAACGCUUGCUAAUGAAAAGAACGUGGAAAUUAUAGUCAUACCCGAUAGCUCCAUAUUCGCUAUGAUGUCGCGCAUCAACAAGGUCAUCAUAGGAACACACAGUGUGCUGGCCAAUGGAGGACUGCGCGCUGCAUGCGGUGCCUACACGGUGGCCCUGGCCGCCAAGCAUUACUCCGUGCCGGUAAUCGUACUGGCGCCCAUGUACAAGCUAUCACCUCUGCAUUUGUGCGAGCAGGAUGCAUUCAACAUGGUGGGCUGUGCGGAGGAUGUCAUUGCGUAUGACUCAGUGGCGUCACGUGAGGCGAAGGUCUACAGUCCCAUGUUUGAUUAUGUGCCACCCGAGCUAGUCACGCUAUUUAUAUCCAACACUGGCGGACAUGCGCCAACCUAUGUGUAUCGAUUGCUUACAGAACUUUAUCAUCCCGAGGAUUUGGAGAUCUAAGUGGCGCGUGUUUUUAAUGUAUUUAAUGCAAUCAACAGGACAACAGGAACAACAAACAUAAAAUAUAAUAAACACACAUGUAAAUCUACUCAAUA
This is a messenger RNA of Drosophila busckii, 1251 nucleotides long. RefSeq names its product translation initiation factor eIF-2B subunit beta (gene eIF2Bbeta). Bases 98 to 1156 code for a protein of 352 amino acids. The transcript has 5 exons. Lineage: Eukaryota; Metazoa; Arthropoda; Insecta; Diptera; Drosophilidae. Gene Ontology annotation, molecular function: guanyl-nucleotide exchange factor activity; translation initiation factor activity. The record is from RefSeq and is a predicted model, not a curated record. Gene Ontology annotation, cellular component: eukaryotic translation initiation factor 2B complex. Gene Ontology annotation, biological process: translational initiation.